Molecule: messenger RNA, 486 nt
Organism: Oreochromis aureus
Lineage: Eukaryota; Metazoa; Chordata; Actinopteri; Cichliformes; Cichlidae
Gene: abcb5
Product: ATP-binding cassette, sub-family B (MDR/TAP), member 5
Exons: 5
Coding region: 1-486 (161 amino acids)
Source: RefSeq, a predicted model, not a curated record
AUGAAACUGAGCGAUACUCGUGGUUUCGAUGUGACCGGAUCAACGAUAAACUUGGCUGCCAACACACUGUGUGCUCUGACCAUAGCUGUUAUUGUGGCCUUCAUCCACAGUUGGCAGGCCAAUCCUCUUCAUCCUGGCAUGCGUGCACUUCCUGUGGCCAGCUUAAUUCAAAUGAGGCCAGCGGUGGGACGUUCCUCUGAGGACCAAGCGAUGCAACAACAGUCUAGGAAGGUGCUAAUGUCUUUUUCAGAUCAUGUCAGCAAAACAUCUGGAGACUGUGAGUUUGAUGUACCCAGAAAAUAUCCAGUCACUCUGAUGAGCUGUCCUCGUGUACUGCUAAGCGGAGCAGCUGUGAGUGAAUCAGAAGAGGAGCCUAUCAGUGAGAAAAUGUCUCAUCUCGUCCCCGACAAACAAGGGCAGGUGUCUCUGGGCAGACGGCCAGGACUCGGUUGUGAGUUAUUGCAGCAGCAGAAGCCUUUUAUGUGA